Molecule: messenger RNA, 1098 nt
Organism: Penicillium salamii
Lineage: Eukaryota; Fungi; Ascomycota; Eurotiomycetes; Eurotiales; Aspergillaceae
Source: the annotation of a GenBank genome assembly
AUGUGCCAUGCAGCUUGUUACUCUUUUACGGGUUUGAUGAUCACUCGGUUCUUCCUCGGUGCAUUCGAAGCAUCUAUCGCCCCAGGUUUCUCCCUCAUAACCGGAAUGUGGUAUACCCGACGCCAGCAGCCUCUACGGUAUGGCUUAUGGUUUGCUGGUGGCUCUAUGGCCACCCUGUUUGGAGGACUUCUUUCCUAUGGCAUCGGACACAUCGAUGGUGGCCCCGUAGCCGCGUGGCAAUACCUGUUCCUGAUCUUCGGCGCUGUCACUGCUGGGUGGGGAAUUGUAAUGCUCAUAUUCCUGCCAGACACACCAGCAAAAACCUUCUGGUUGACCCCCGACGAGCGCUCGACCAUACUUCACAAUGUUAUGGCCGAUGGUCAGGCUGGAACUAAGAGCCCCUACAAGUUCUCACAGGUCCUCGAAGCCUUCCGUGACCCAGUGACCUGGUGCCUAAGUCUGUACAGCUUCUGUGUGAACAUCGCCAAUGGCGGCCUCACGACCUUCGGCUCAUUGGUCGUGCAAGGCUUUGGCUUCAAAGGUCUCGAGGCCCUCUUAAUUCAAAUGCCCACAGGCGCUGCCCAGCUAUUUUUCGUGAUCGCAAGCGCCGUGCUGUGCUCGACUUUCCCUAACAUCCGGACCCUGACCAUGAUGGCCCUUGCGCUGAUCAGCCUAUUGGGAAUGGUUCUCAUGUACGCUCUACCUGACAGCAACCAGGCUGGCCGCAUGGCGGGUUUCUGUCUUAGCUUGGCUUUCUCGGCAAACAUGCCACUCGCCAUGUCGUUGAUUACCAGUAAUGUUCGGGGACUCACCAAGCGGGCAGUGAUUAAUGCAUGUGUUCUUGUGAUGUAUUGCGUGGGCAAUAUCGUUGGCCCGCAAUUCUUUAGUGUGGAUGAGGCGCCGAGGUAUGAGAGGGGUAUUACAGCCAGUCUGUGCGGAUUUGGGUUGGGGUUCUUCUGGAUACUUGUCUUGCGACUGUAUUUGCAGUGGCAAAAUAAGAAGCGAGCAGGUGAAGUUGAAUUGGAUAUGCCCCAGGAGAUGCUGAUUUUGGAAGAUCGGACUGACUGGGAGACACCGGGGUGCAAAUACGUUGUGUAG